This is a messenger RNA of Penicillium brevicompactum, 981 nucleotides long. RefSeq lists its product as uncharacterized. The transcript is spliced from 4 exons. The coding region runs from base 1 to 981 and encodes 326 amino acids. The record is from RefSeq and is a predicted model, not a curated record. Lineage: Eukaryota; Fungi; Ascomycota; Eurotiomycetes; Eurotiales; Aspergillaceae.
AUGAAAAGAGACCAAGACAAACGGGCUACUCGGUUUGACAUGUUGCAAGCUCAGGCGCAUUUCUCUUCGUCGGUCACGGCAGCAGAAACGCAGCCUCACAAUUUCACUGAUCAGCCAGGCCAUACCCAAAGCUCUAUCAAAUACCAAAAGGGCCCUGCGGCUCAGCAAGAUCGCUCUCGCAAGAUUCUGAGAGGUUCGCCAAAAACACUGGAGCUCCCCACCAUUGUCGAUACUGGAGGGUUGGCGCAGACUCCACUUAUACGAACUUGUUCCCCGUGGGAGACUUAUAAGCCCAUAUUUACAUGCGAUCUUGCCGGUACAGUAUCGAUUUGCGAACAUCGUCGCCGGGGUUCUAAAGUAGUAGCCAUACGAAGCUCGUCAAGAACCGAUGGAGAGGAGUCACUCCACAAAUAUACGCGCUUCGACCACUUCAACAUAAUUUCUGCCAGUGAAUGUUUCAAGGACAAUGGAGUGAACCACUUCAUUGUUGAUGACCUACCGAUCAGUUUAGAGCACCUGGUCGCCAGCGAUGCCUAUCCCAGUGAGGUCCAGCUGGCUUCCAUUGUCAAACAAGUCAUGGACGGAUUGUCUUAUCUGAUUGAAUGCGGCUAUGAACAUUCGUCUUUAAAGUGCUCCACUACUCUAAUGAGUUUAGACGGAGUGGUGAAAAUUGCUAGUUUAGAACUCACUGUGCCCUACACGCCGGAACAAUCUCAGUCUUUGUCCUUGAAAGGCUUGGGAUCUCUGACAAUGGAGCUGAUGCAGAAAUAUGUCAAAGAGAAUGUGGGGAUAGACGAUCCAGCUCGGUGGCCCAUCGAUUCGAAUGCCGUUGAUUUUCUAUCAUCGACAACGUCAGCUAGGUCUGUAAUGGAACUGACACAGCAUCCGCUUGUUGCAGCAACUUGUUCCACCGGCAGCUUAGUUGGGCUAGCGCGACUUGCCAUCGUCUCUGCAUGUACUUUUUAUUCUUACAAAGAGUAA